This is a messenger RNA of Cynoglossus semilaevis (tongue sole), 5877 nucleotides long. It is a transcript of the gene nktr, whose product is annotated as natural killer cell triggering receptor. The coding region runs from base 1680 to 5438 and encodes 1252 amino acids. Gene Ontology annotation, molecular function: cyclosporin A binding; peptidyl-prolyl cis-trans isomerase activity. The record is from RefSeq and is a predicted model, not a curated record. Gene Ontology annotation, biological process: protein peptidyl-prolyl isomerization; protein folding. NCBI's taxonomy places the organism in Eukaryota, Metazoa, Chordata, Actinopteri, Pleuronectiformes, Cynoglossidae. The transcript is spliced from 13 exons. Gene Ontology annotation, cellular component: mitochondrion; cytoplasm.
AGUUUUAAUUCUUGGAGUUGAUAUUUCCUUAAUUUACUUUAUCUUAAAUGAAAAUCUUAAAUACUUGCAUGAACAUAACAGUGCAUGUGGUGAACUUGUUCUCCUGUAAUUUUUGUUGUUUCUUUUUUAUACGACUCCAUUUGCUUUUGACUGUCUCUUUGUUUAUUGCUGUCUCUCUUUCAGUUACAGUAGAAGGCUUUAAUAAAAAUCAGCAUGGAGCGUAGGAUUUUUUUUUUUCUUGUAAGCUACGAAUCUUCCUGCCUAAAAUUUUCAACAUAUUCUUUUAUUUAUAGCGUGGUCUUUUGCAAAAUGAGAAGGUAAGCGAUGAACACAGCUCAGUAACACCUUGUCAACAUUGCCCCCACCAACUUCCUCAGUCAAUUAAAAAGUAGAAAGAGUUGCAAAUAUUUGCAGAGCCAAAGAUGCAGGUCUGUGGCUUUGAGCCCUCCUCACAGCAGACCUCCUUCCAAGAUGUCCAAAGCAUUUGGUCACUCAGAUUUCAUUUACUGUUACACACAGUAUGUGGUGUAUUUAUAGCUGCAGCGCUCUGGACAUGAAGUUGAGUACAGAAAAAAAAUUUCAAAGCUUUAUAAUGAAUUAAUAGUUAAUUAUUAUAAAUAUGUUUUUUCAAUUAUAUGUAAAGAAUAUUAAAGUUAUUAAAGUUACAUGAAAUAUCUUAUCGUUAGACUAACCAUCAGCAUUAGUUCCAGUUAGUACCGUUAGUGUCUUUGCUGCUCCAUAUCUUUUUAUGGCUACAUACUUUCUAAUCUGUUGUUUUAAAUUCUGCCAUGUAGCAUUUUAGUUUUGGUUCCAUUUUAUUUUAAUGGAUUUUUAUAGAUUUGUUUUACAGAGGUAUUAAUUGUUUUUAGGUCUUGAAGGAGGUAUUUAGUAUCAGUGCCCUCUUGUGGCCAUAUAUAUAAUUUGCGAUAUAUUUAUGAUUUUGGGAUUUUAGUCUCAGGACUAGCCAAACAACACAAAAGUGCGACUAAUAGUCCAGAAAAUACAGUGACUAAUUAUAGCGGACACUUGAAUCAACUUCUUGUCUUCUGUUUUCUUGCCUACCUUUAUUCAUUAAUCUGAAGUAUUUACCCUCUGCUGUCUUUAUGUAUGUGCUCAGAGAUGAUAGAACACUCUUUGGUGAGGAAGGUAAAGGUCGUAUCUUGGGCAUUCUUUGUCUAGUGCUUCCGUGUCUGAACAUAACAUGUUUGUAAAUGAGUGGUUUUACAUACAGCAAAUGAGUGGUUGUUGAGGCAGAGAUCAGGUUGGAUGGAUUCAAACUUUAGUUUGUCUCUGAGACUUUCCUCCUUUUUCCUCUGCCCCUAACAGAUGAAAACUUCACCCUCAAACACGACAAAGCAUUCCUGUUGUCCAUGGCCAACCGUGGGAAGGACACCAACGGUUCACAGUUCUUCAUGUGAGUCCCACUCAGUUCAAACAGCCAGUAACUGACACUUCAACGAGGCUCUGUGUUUGCCUUCUACUCCGCCUGUUGUAAACCUCGUAGAGUAGAACUUUGUCUUGAUGAUUGUGAUCUUGGAAAGUCGGCUGUAUUUGCAGUUUAAUUGGAAAGAUGGAUUCUUUUUUUUUUUUUGCCUAUAAAUAUGAACAUUUUUUCUCUUGCCGUUUUUGUGUAAAAUUUGCAGAAACUCUAGCAUCCUGCUCCUCCAAGAACAACCAAGAUGGCGCCACACCUCGAUGGAGUUCACGUAGUGUUCGGUCUCGUCAUCUCCGGUUUUGAGGUGAUAAAGAAGAUUGAGGGGCUGAAGACUGAUUCAGCAAGCAGACCCUACGCUGACGUGAGAGUGAUGGACUGCGGUCAGCUGAUCACCAAGUCUGCGAAGGACGUGCUCGAAGGCAAAAGGAAGAGAAUGUCUCAUUCCGCAGACUCGUCGUUCGACUCCCACGACUCGUCGUCUCAGUGCUCGUCUUCAGUCGACUCUGAGAGUGAAUCUGAUGAGAAGCACAAACAGCGCAAACACAAGAGACGCAUCAGGAGUAAACAGUCGAAGAAGAAGAAGAAGAGGAGGGAGUUAAGGAAGAGCACAGACGAUCAGCUUUUCAAAAGUUGCACAGAGAAGCAGGUGUCCGAGGCCGAAAACCAGGUGGAAGAAGAGAAGGAACUGGGUGGAAAGAGAGAGAAGCCUGUGGUGCGACCAGAGGAGAUCCCACCUGUGCCAGAGAAUCGGUUCCUGCUGCGGCGUGACGUACCGUCCCAGGAGCAAAAGCCAGAAAUAGUUGAAAAAGAAGAAACAUCUCUUCCAGCUGACCAGAAACCAGCGGUCUCUAAGUCUGGGCGUAAAAUCAAAGGCAGGGGAACAGUGAGAUAUCACACUCCAACAAGAUCUAAGUCCCGCUCUGCUUCAGUGGAACGUGGCAGCAGUGAAACUCCACCGCACUGGAAAGAGGAGAUGCAGAGAACCACAGUCUAUAAACCCCCCAGUGUGGAGAGAUGGAGCAAAGGAGACAAAUUGAAUGACCAUUCCUCAAGCAGAUGGGAGGACAGAGGUGACUCUGCAUGGUCCCGAUCUCCAUCUGCUGAACGCUCUUCAAACCACAGCUCAGAGAGGUCCAGCCUGCGCCGCAGGCAGAAGAAAGAGAAGAAAAAAGGAAAGCAUAAAAAGAAGGCCAAAAAACGAAAACAUGGCAAGAAGAAAAUCUCCAAGAGCAAACCUCAGGACACCUACCUGUCAGAGGGUGAGAGAUCAGUCACUCCAGAGAGAAGGGCCAGAAAGUCACGUUCUCUGACUCGUUCCUCCUCCAGUCAACACCAGUCAUCGCGUCGACGGAGACAGAGGUCAUUGUCUUCAAGAGACUCAAGGUCUUAUUCCAGAUCCUACUCUACUAGUCGUUCCAGGUCUCGAAGAGGGUCUUAUUCUCGAUCCCGAAGCCCCACGAGAUCCAGGAGUCGAUCCAUAUCCAGAUCUUCAUCCUAUUCUAGAUCAAGGUCAAGAUCUAGGUACAGAUCCAGGUCUCUGUCUCCGUCCAAAAAGCGAGGAUCGUCCAGAUCUCCAAGAAAGAGGAAAGACAGCAGAACAAAACCAGAUGCAGUUGUGACAGAUAAGCCCCCUGAAAACAAAGUUGCUUCUGUCCCACGACUCCCCGUUGUCACACCUCCUGAGAAUGUACCUGUGAUCCCACUGAGUGACAGUCCUCCCCCCUCACGCUGGAAGCCUGGCCAAAAGCCGUGGAAACCCUCCUACGUCCAUAUCCAGGAAAUCAAAGCUAUAUUAACCCCCAGUGCGUCCUCCACUACAGGACAGGCAGCUGAUGAGGUUUCAGAGAAACCUCAAACUUCACUAGUCACAAAGUCUUUGCCAGGAGAUUCUGACGGCAACAGAGCAGGCGAACCACUCAGCCAUUCACACAGCCGGUCUCCCAGGAGCCGGUCGUACAGCCGAUCCUACAGUCGAUCACGCAGCAGAAGUUACAGCAGGUCCCGGUCCAGAUCUCCUCAGCGGCACCGCACCCGGUCGUCUUCCUACAGCAAGUCGGGCUCUGAGUCGCAGAAAGAAAGCGGCAAAAAGGAAAACGUACAGGUCGGUGAGUGGAAGGAAUAUUACAGCUCUCUGAAGAGAGUGAAAAAUGUAGAUAAAUGUAUAAAUGCACUGUACACCAGUCAAGAAGCUCAUUCAGGAUCAGAGCAGGAAGCAGGCGGUGAGCGUAGUCCUGACUUCAGUGUCUCAAAGACGAGUGUCUCGGUGGAGAAGGUCGCAGAGAAAAGAAAUCCGCAAGAUCAAGAGAGCAAACCCUGCAGCUCUGUGCCAGACGAGAGCCUUAAUAACAAGUCUGAAUGGGACAGUGACAGUGAUAAAUUAGGUCAAAACAACAGCAACUCUGCAUUAAGAAAACAGAAAGAAACUGCUCCACCUACUGAGGCUCUCACUGGCUGGAACUCAGACAGCGAACCUGAAAAUACUGCAAAGACAAUGGCAUCAUCAGAGAAAGAAGAAGGUGAGGCCAGCACUGAAUCAGAGCACGACACUUCCAGAAAGACAACGGAGGCUGCCAUGACCCUUCAACAGAAGAUAGUGGCAGCUGUGAGUUCUUCAGGAGAAAAUGCCGAAAAGGCCACGGAGAAGCACAGGAGCAAGAAGAAGGCCAAACGCAAACACAAAAGAAAGAAGAGAAGCGAGAACAAAACCAACUCCCAUCGCAACAAGGACAAAGGAAAAAGAUCUAAGAGGAAACAUCAGAAACUGAAGGAGACUUUUCACUGGCAGCCGCCUUUAGAGUUUGGAGAGGAAGAGGAGGAGGAAGAGACAAAAAAGGAGAAACCCAACCUUGGUAGAGCCAGGAAAGAAAGAUCUGAUGAGAAAAGUGUCAGUGAUAAGGACCAAUUUGUUGCUCUUUUAAACAAAAACCCAAGUAGUGACGAGGACAAGGAAACAAAAACAAAAAUCCUGACUAAAAACCCAAAACACACAGAAUCUCACCAGUCUUCAAGUCACAAUACUAGUCAUGUUAAUAGUGCUAAGAUUCCCAGUGUCGAAGAUCAGGUGUCCAUGGACGACAUGGACAUUUGCACCCUUGAGCAUGACGUUGAAAUCGAAGAACCGCAGAGGGAUUUCUUUGACAACAAGACUGAAUUAAGCAUCAAGUCUCCGUCAGAAUCUUUAGAGAUGGCAAAUAAAGACAGUGAAAAACUUCAAAACAAAGAAGCAACAACAACGUCAGGUCUUCCUCCAGAAGAAGCGGCUUCCAGCAAACCCAUUAACUUCAAGUGGAAGCCCCUCAAAGGAACCUCAGCUGUGCAAAACGUGACUGUGACUCCUCCUGUCAUUUCAAAAAACACCCAAGUUCAGCAGAACCUCAAACCCAGCGCACAGAUGGUACGAAUGGAGAUAAAGAGUAAGAGCCGGGUCAGACCGGGCUCUCUGUUCGACGAGGUCCGCAAGACUGCGCGACUCAACCAGAGACCCAGGAACCAGGAGAGCUCCAGCGAGGAGAUGUCUCCUUCAGAGGGAAGUCCCACGGCAGCAUCUCGCACUCGGUCCCCAAAGAAGUCCAGAUCUGUGUCCAAGAAAUCUCGCUCUGGUUCAAGUCACCGGUCUCGCUCCAGAGGUUGGUCACAUUCGUCCAGCGGGUCCAGGAGUAGAUCCCACAGCUCGAGCUACUCAAGAUCAAGGAGUCGUAGCAGGAGUAGGAGGAGACAUGGACAUGGACGUUCACGCCGUAGCAGCACCUACCGAAGGUAUAGGAGUCACAGUCGGACUUACAGCAGGAGUCAUUCCAGAAGUCGAUCAUACAAUCGUCGACGAAGAUCCAGGUCAGACUCCUAUGACAGCUACUACAGCAGGAGUCGCAGCGCGAGCAGGAGACGGGGUCGCAGACGAAGUGACAGCUACAGGAGUUCAGACCGUCGAUCCAGAUCGUACCGCUCCUACAGUCGCAGUUCCUCCAGGCGUAGGAGUCACAGUCGCAGCAGUCGCUACAGCUGAGCAUCACGACUGACGCUCGACGUCAGAAAACACUAACGAAGAAAAACCAGGCUCACUUCAAAACAACAAGAGAUAAGCUGUAAAUAUUUCAUAUUGUAUAUUUUUGUACUUUCUUUUUUAUACACUGACAGGUAGUACUGAAAUGUGAAGCGUUUACUUCUUUGAGUUGAGUAAUAUGUGCAGACAGUUGUUGUUCAAAGGUUCAAGCACAAGCUCAGACCAGAUUAUUAUUAUUUUCUUAAAAUGAUUAAAAAAAGGGAACCAAAAUAAGGGAACCAGACGUUCUGUUUCAGUUUACCGCUGUUCCUUAGGUUUCCUGGAUGUUAUAUUAACACAGAGUCUGUCUGACAUUAUUCAAACAGGUAUGAAUGUUAAGACCUGAGUCAAUUUACUCAAGUUCUGUUGUUAUGUUACAAAAUAAAAGACAAACAUAUUCCAA